This is a messenger RNA of Eufriesea mexicana, 1167 nucleotides long. Its product is annotated as endoplasmic reticulum-Golgi intermediate compartment protein 2. Gene Ontology annotation, cellular component: COPII-coated ER to Golgi transport vesicle; endoplasmic reticulum; membrane. Lineage: Eukaryota; Metazoa; Arthropoda; Insecta; Hymenoptera; Apidae. The record is from RefSeq and is a predicted model, not a curated record. Gene Ontology annotation, biological process: endoplasmic reticulum to Golgi vesicle-mediated transport; retrograde vesicle-mediated transport, Golgi to endoplasmic reticulum. The coding region runs from base 1 to 1167 and encodes 388 amino acids. The transcript has 5 exons.
AUGUUACGAAGGCGUAAUGUUAAUAUUAAAACUGUCAAAGAAUUGGAUGCAUUUCCUAAAGUUCUUGAACCCUAUGUAGACAAAACUGCAGUUGGAGGAACAUUUUCUAUAUUUACAAUCUGUGCUAUUACUUAUCUUAUAAUAGCUGAAACAAAUUAUUAUCUUGAUAGCAGAUUACAAUUCAAAUUUGAAACAGAUACGGAUAUUGAUGCAAAAUUAAAGAUAAAUAUUGAUAUAACUGUUGCUAUGGCGUGUGGUCGUAUUGGUGCAGAUGUUUUAGAUUCCACAAAUCAAAACAUGGUUGGACAUGAAACAUUAGAACAGGAAGAUACAUGGUGGGAAUUAACCCAAGAACAAAGAUCUCACUUUGAAGCAUUAAAAAGUAUGAAUUCUUAUUUUAGAGAGGAAUAUCAUGCAAUUCAUGAAUUAUUAUGGAAAUCUAAUCAAGUCACUUUACAUAGUGAAAUGCCAAAACGGACUCACCAACCCAGUUAUGCACCAAAUGCAUGUCGCAUUCAUGGUAGUUUAAAUGUUAACAAAGUUGCUGGGAAUUUCCACAUAACGGCUGGAAAAUCAUUAUCAAUUCCUAAAGGGCACAUACAUAUUUCAGCCUUUAUGACUCACAAAGAUUAUAAUUUUACUCAUAGAAUAAAUAAGUUUUCAUUUGGUGGGCCUAGUCCAGGUGUUGUUCAUCCUUUAGAAGGGGAUGAAAAAAUUGCAGACAACAAUAUGAUUCUAUAUCAGUAUUUCGUGGAAGUAGUUCCCACAGACAUACAAACAUUGUUGAGUACUUCCAAAACUUAUCAAUAUAGCGUGAAAGAUCAUCAAAGGCCAAUUGAUCAUCAAAAAGGAUCUCAUGGAAAUCCUGGAAUUUUUUUUAAGUACGAUAUGAGUGCACUUAAAAUAAAAGUCACUCAACAACGUGAUACAGUUUGUCAAUUUUUAGUGAAAUUAUGUGCCACAGUAGGAGGUAUCUUUGUUACAAGUGGAUUGGUGAAAAAUAUUGUACAAAGCUUUUGGUAUAUUGUAUGUUGCAAGUUUUUAGCAACUAAAGAAAUAAAAAAUAACCAAAAGUAUGUAAGCUCAAAUUAUCAAAUGCUUGGAACAAUAGAUCUUCUGAAUGUAUCAGCACCAGAAAAUGUCAAUAUUAUGUUUAAACCUCAAUAA